GCCCUGCUUCUCAUUCCUUACUUCUCUGCCUUUUCUGCUCUCCUGCUCCUUAGCUUCUUACAAUCACUGCACCUGUAGUUACCUCCCCUGGGCAUACUUUCUUAAUUGACCUUGUAUUUAGCUGUAGUUAUCUGCCCCCUCUACCCUCUCAUUUGUUGAUAACUUCCCUUGGAUAUUACUGCCUAUAUCUGAGCAGAUCCCUUUUGGGCACUGUUGCUCUAACACAGAAACAAUACUCUUUUCACUAUGGUUACCCCGGGGAAUAUUGGUUCCUUCACAGUUUGGGACUAUGUGGUGUUUGCCUUGAUGCUGCUGAUUUCAGCAGUGAUUGGAAUCUAUUAUGCUUUUGCUGGGGGUGGACAGAAGACCUCUAAAGAUUUCCUGAUGGGUGGGAGAAGCAUGACUGCUGUGCCCGUGGCCCUAUCCCUAACUGCCAGCUUUAUGUCAGCAGUUACAGUGCUAGGCACCCCAGCAGAAGUGUACCGCUUUGGAUCCAUGUUCAGCAUAUUUGCCUUCACAUAUGCCAUAGUGGUGGUUAUCAGCUCAGAAGUCUUCCUGCCGGUGUUCUACAGACUGGGCAUCACUAGCACUUAUGAGUACCUAGAACUUCGCUUUAAUAAGUUUGUCCGGCUCCUCGGCACCAUACUUUUCAUCAUACAAACGGUCUUGUACACUGGAAUUGUUAUUUAUGCCCCUGCUUUGGCUUUAAAUCAAGUAACUGGGUUUGACCUGUGGGGUGCUGUUGUUGCCACCGGGGUGGUUUGUACCUUCUACUGUACAAUGGGAGGCCUGAAAGCUGUGGUCUGGACGGACGUGUUCCAAGUUGGAAUCAUGGUGGCUGGCUUUUCUUCUGUAAUCAUAAGAGCAGUUGUGGUCCAGGGUGGCAUUGGUCCUAUUCUGAAUGAUUCUUACUAUGGAGAUAGAUUGAACUUUUGGGAUUUCACUCCUAACCCUCUGCAAAGACAUUCCUUUUGGACAAUUGUAGUUGGAGGAACAUUUACCUGGACAGGAAUCUAUGGAGUAAACCAAUCUCAAGUUCAGAGAUACAUUGCAUGCAAAACCAGAUUCCAAGCUAAGCUGUCUUUGUAUAUAAAUCUUCUGGGACUUUGGGCAAUUCUUGCUUGUGCUGUAUUGAGUGGAUUGGCCAUGUAUUCAAUUUAUAAAGACUGUGAUCCCUGGACUGCCCAGUUUGUGUCUGCCCCAGACCAGCUGAUGCCCUACCUGUCUUUGGAUAUUUUGCGGGAUUACCCAGGGCUCCCAGGGCUCUUUGUUUCAUGCGCUUACAGUGGGACAUUAAGUACUGUCUCCUCUAGCAUAAACGCUUUAGCUGCUGUAACAGUGGAAGAUCUUAUAAAGCCUUACUUCAGAUCCCUCAGUGAAACAAAGAUGUCUUGGAUCUCCAAAGGAACAAGCCUUAUAUAUGGGGCAAUAUGCAUUGCAAUGGCUGGUCUGGCAUCUCUAAUGGGUGGCUUGUUACAGGCAGCUCUGUCUAUAUUUGGCAUGGUUGGGGGUCCUUUGCUGGGCCUGUUUGCCCUAGGCAUCAUCUUCCCAUUUGUAAACUCACUAGGUGCUGUGAUUGGUCUCCUGUCUGGAUUCGCGAUUUCCCUAUGGGUUGGCAUCGGCUCCCAGAUUUAUCCUCCCACUGCAUCCAGUAGCUUACCCAAACCUCUGUCACUUGAGGGCUGCAAUUUCACCAGUUUUGAAAGUAACUGGACUACCACAGUGAUGCCAAUGAUGACAACCUUAAUUCCUGAAGUCAGCAGCAGGCCAGAACUUGCGGAUAGCUGGUACUCGCUAUCAUAUCUGUAUUUCAGUACUCUUGGGACAAUAGUUGCAGUUGUAGUUGGUGUGAUAGCCAGUCUGCUAUCAGGAGGGUUAAAACAAAAUGUAAACCGUGAUUUCCUCUUAACCUCUCAAGACUUUUCCUACUUGAAUGUUCUGUUCUCAAAUUGCAAAAAGAAAGGGGAAGAAAAAGUUGAAGUGUUGAACUGGAAGAUGCGUAGUACAGAUACUGAUAUGGAUCAAGGCACAGAUAACCCCGCAUUCAAUCAUAUGGAAAUGAGCUCAACGGAAAAAAAAGAGAAAAUGAAUGGAAUUAUUGCAUAGUAUUGGUCAAUAUUCUUUACUGUUUUAGUAGAGAGGAAACAUAUGGGGUGGUUAUCAUCAUGUGGACAAGCUGGAAUUUUGCUGCCAAAUUUAAUAUUUUCUAAAGGACAGUCACGUGCAUUAACCUUCCCAAAGGGUUUCAUGAAAACUGAGAAAAAAUGCUUUUACACCUGUUAUUCAUUUUUAGAGAUUAUAUUAAAGGUUUAUAAGGGUCAGAACUGCUUAAGUCCGACAAAACAAGCUGUGCAUGGCUAUAUUUAUUAUUACACUAAAGAGGACUUAAAUCUUGCUUUAUUUUGCUCCCCCUAGCCUUCUAAAGUGGAUGUCCCGCCAAUUUUAAAUAAUAAUUAGAGACCAGUAGAAAAAAUAUGUUUAUGUCUCUAACGACAGUCUUAUGAACAAAGAAUAGACAGUAGUCUUAGAAGGCUUGCAUUACGUGGGCCAGUGGCUCUGCACAGAUGUAAAAAGUUUUAUCAACCAGCUUUUCUUUAAGAAUACAGCCCUUCUCUUAAUAAAUUACAGUUUCCAGCAUGCUUUAGAGAGGGAUUUUGCCUCUAUUAACUUAUAGUAUGUUAUAGAUGGUUACAUUAUUUAUUUUUUAUGACCCUUCCUAUUAUUGUUAUUUGCCUUCUCCUAUUCAUCUGCCAUUCUCCCUACCCUAGGGCUGCCCUGUUGCUAGGAUAAUUAGGCCCUAGCAACUAGAAAUGUCAAGCCUAAGGGGCUGAUUUACUAAUCCACGAAUCCGAAUGAGAAAAAUUUGGAUUGGAAAACGACCAUUUUGCGACUUUUUCGUAUUUUUUGCGAUUUUUUUCGUCGCCGUUACGACUUUCCCGUAAAUUGGCGAGACUUUUUCGUAACCGGUACGACUUGCGUGAAUUGUCGCGACUUUUUCAUAGCCAUAAUAAAUUUCGUGAAUUGUCGCGACUUUUUCAUUGCCAUUAUGCCUUUGGAGAAUUGUCACGACUUUUUCAUUGCCAUUAUGCCUUUGGAGAAUUGUCGCGACUUUUUCAUUGCUAUUACGACUUUCGCGAAUUGUCGCAACUUUCGUAUUGAGAGCUCGAAAAAGUCGUGACAAUUUGCGAAAAAGUCGCAAAGUACCGAUCAUUACGAAAAAAACGCAUUCGGACGCUUUUCAGACGUUCGUGGAUUAGUAAAUGUGCCCCUAAGAGUUGCACAUCAAAAAUGAAGUGACAAAAAACCACAAAAAUAAUAAAUAGAGUAGUUGCAAAUUGUCAUAGAAUACAAAUCUCUACUUCAAACUAAAGGUUCAUUUUUUUAUGAUCUAUAAAACCAAAAAGCUAAGGAAACAAAACUGAGAAAACAACUCUUGUAUGAAAUGAUCCAACCAAUGGCAGAUUUAGAUGAGGGAACUCCAGAUGAUCUUCUGUGCCCCUGUGCAUGCUGUCAUGGAAAAGGAAGUAACAAUAGGACAGAUAGAUGGUGGAGCAGGGAUACAGCCUGGGGCCAAAGCAAAAAUAUUGGAUGUCUCUGAAACCUACAUAUUUAAUUGUCUAAAUAAUUUAACACAAAUAUUAUUAGCUAGAUGACCUUGCACCCCCUUGAUGAGCUCUGGUUAGGCCUUACCUUUAAUGUAUAUACCAUUACACAUCCAGCCUUAGUCUCUACUGAGCUAUACAUGUUUUAUUUGCUCUUUCCAGACUAAGUGCAUCAGCCAUCUAUCUUAUAAUCUCCCAAAGCAGAACAUUCUCAUGUACUGAUCAUCGUACUGGCCAGCUGCUGUAUAAUAUCUAUAUGCAUAUACUGUGUGUAUUGUUGUAUUUUUUUGUUAUUGUUUAUUAAAAUUCAUUUUAUUAUUUGCA
This is a messenger RNA of Xenopus tropicalis (tropical clawed frog), 3926 nucleotides long. It is a transcript of the gene slc5a8, whose product is annotated as solute carrier family 5 member 8, gene 1. Gene Ontology annotation, cellular component: membrane; apical plasma membrane. Lineage: Eukaryota; Metazoa; Chordata; Amphibia; Anura; Pipidae. Gene Ontology annotation, molecular function: transmembrane transporter activity. The transcript has 15 exons. The coding region runs from base 247 to 2106 and encodes 619 amino acids. The record is from RefSeq and is a predicted model, not a curated record. Gene Ontology annotation, biological process: sodium ion transmembrane transport; transmembrane transport.